Staurois parvus is the source of this 276-nucleotide messenger RNA. NCBI's taxonomy places the organism in Eukaryota, Metazoa, Chordata, Amphibia, Anura, Ranidae. The record is from the annotation of a GenBank genome assembly.
GGGAGAGCGGAUAUAGUGAAUGCGGGGUCCCGGGGAGAGCAGAUAUAGUGAAUGCGGGGUCCAGGGAGAGCGGAUAUAGUGAAUGCGGGGUCUGGGGAGAGCGGAUAUAGUGGAUGUGUAAGGUUCCCUCGGACUUCCUUCAGAUGCGGGGUCCAGGGAGAGCAGAUAUAGUGAAUGCGGGGUCCGGGGAGAGCAGAUAUAGUUAAUGCGGGGUCCGGGGAGAGCGGAUAUAGUGAAUGCGGGGUCCGGGGAGAGCGGAUAUAGUGAAUGCGGGGU